Molecule: messenger RNA, 3280 nt
Organism: Podospora pseudocomata
Lineage: Eukaryota; Fungi; Ascomycota; Sordariomycetes; Sordariales; Podosporaceae
Exons: 3
Coding region: 3095-3280 (61 amino acids)
Source: RefSeq, a predicted model, not a curated record
CACGAGAGCGCGCGAAACCAUAUUUUCAUCGGAUCAUGAGAACAGCAACUCCUACUCCGUAUAUUUCCUUCGAAAUCAAGAACAGCAAACAAGGGUAUCUAAAAAAGACAUCCACCAAACUCAGACUACCUGCUCACACCAGCUGAUCGCUACGCAGCCCACCUCCCUCCAGCUCCCACGCUUCACCACCGCGCGACACAUCCACCAUCCACCAUCAACUCCUCAAUACACUCUGCUUUGGCUCAGGGCCACCCGGCCUCAUCCUCAUAGUACCCCGAACCGCUUGAAGACCUCUUUUUCUUGUCCUUCUUCCCCUUCACAACCUCUUCGACAACAGGGCCUGGGCCCACGGAUGCAGUGCCAGCAACAAUGCCAGUCGUGGAUGCUGCCUCGUCCUCAGUGGUAUCGUCCCUAUACCUGUCCCCAUCGUCCACAAACAGCCUGGCAUCCGGGUCUGCGCCAGAGAAGUCCUCGCUCUGCUUUCUCGACAGCCAAGACGGGGUCUUCCACUGCCACUUUGGCAUUGUGACAUUCGGAGCAGGAACCUCGGGCAACGCAACGCUUGGCACUGCGAAGGAAGGCGCAGAAACCGUCUCAUACCAUGGGAUAUCUGGCGUGUGCUCCGGCCUCAACCUGCCACCGCAGUGCGGGCAGUCAGGGUCAAGAACUUGCCAAGCGGUGUACUGGAUCAAGCCAUGAAUAGCCAAGCCAGCAAUCAGCUCUCUGAUUGCCAUGUAGAAAUGGAUGCCACUAUAUCUUCUGUCAGUAUACAUACUUUCCAAAUCAAGACAUUCUGGUCAAAACUCACAAGUUGACCAGCAAAGGAAUCGUUCCAUAUGCAGCCAGCAUCACCAACUCCGCCCUUCUCAGAUCAUCAACAACCUCAGGCCCAGGUUCAGGUUUCGGCACAUCGCCCCCAUCGCCACCCUCCUCCGCAGGCUUGCCACGAUGAUAAGGCUUUCCGGUGAUGGUCUCAAUAACCGUCAACCCCAACACAACCAACAACCCAGCCGCCAAGCCAGCAUCCACCAAAAAGAUUAGUAUCCGAUGGGUAAACACAGAGUCUUUCUCUUGUGCCUGAUCCUCGUCAUCAUCAGAAGGCGUGAUCCUCCCGCGAUGGCCGUGCUGGCCAUGCUGUCUCCCAUGCCCCUCAAUAUCAUCCCCAUACCCUUCCCCACUCACCGCCCUCUUCUGCCUCCUCUCCUUCUUCUUCAGCUGCAGCAAAAUAAAAACACCGACGCAAGCCGAAACAAAAAGCGGCGCGAGCCCAACAGCAGGAAUGGCAUUCUGGGAAAUCACCCCAUGAGCAAUCAGCAGCGGCAGGGCGGGGAGGAAAGAAAGCGCUGUGAUGAGGCGGGGUGUGCGUUGUUGUGGGGACAGACAGGAUGGGUUGUGGUACUGAGGCGGUCUGGGGUGAUUGGUGGUGGAGGCCAUUUUGUGUGUCUUGGUCAACGCAUCAAAUGGAUGCCGCCUUGUUGCUUCAAACGUCCCAUGAAGGAAAAAGAAAUACUGAAGAGAGAAGAGGCCGUUGGGCAGAAAAUUAUAUCUGCCAGAAGAGGGGUGAUUCGGUCAGGGAGGUUGGUGAUAAUGCACUUUGUGGUGCGGCGUGCUGCGUGGUGUGUUGUUUGCCUUUCCAAGUGGGGGGGAUUUCUCUUAUCGUGGGUUUUGGAGGGUAAGACAGGUCUUGGCGUAGACCCUUGGAGGGGUCGUUUUGGGAGGUUCUGGCCAAUGGGCAGGGGAUCACUGAUCAGGAAGUGGGCUCAAGGCGCUGUAGUAAUUUUCACGUGAGGAUGGGCCGUUGUGACUCUGCAGGAAGUGGGGACACGGGGAGAAUGACCUCUUUUUUGGGGAGGGAUGUUGGCUUGUGCUGAACCCCUGAAGUGGAUCGCGAAAGAAUAAACAAAGAAUUAUGUCGCUAGGGUAACAGAUAGGGGCAAGACUAACUACAAAUCAUUAUCAUACAAAGCAGAUUACCGACAUUAUGCUUACCUUAACAACCACCUUUUUCACCAAACCACUGUCAUAUACGAGCAUCUCGCUUCUGGGCUUCAGGAUGACCAGCAUCCGCCUUCAUCACCCCUUAUACCACGCCAACCCAGAAGUAAUCCACCCCAGCAAUUGAAACAGCGCAAACCACGAACCAGCAUCAGCCGCGACAUCCUGCCACUUCAUCGCAACAUCCUGCUGCGACACCUGCCUCUCGAAACUCGGAAACUGCAGAAACAAGCUCAACCAGCACAGCCCUGAUGCUCCCUUUGCAUCAGAGGUGUCGCACUGCAAAUCCAUCGAGGGUGUUGUCGAUAUGGAGAGGUGGUAGUCAUACGCCGGUGCAUGGCCCAACGCCUCGCGGUAGUUGAGUCCGAGAUUCAGAGCAGUCAUACCGUUGGCAUUGAUAAGAACCAUGCGGGUGUAGCCGUUCUCUAGUGCUUCUCGGACUGUCAAUGUUGGGUCGUAAACGGCGAUCCAGAGGCUGGGGGAGAGGACGCGGGAGGCGUCGGUGCGGGCUUUGGCGGUGUCAUCUGUUUUCUGUGUCAGCUUUCAGGUAUAUUCGUGAUUGAGGAAGGGGCUAACUGACAGGUAAAGAACGCUUGGACGAUCAUUUGGUAUGUUGGCAUUGGAGACACCAUCGAGAGGGACGACGUCAGAGUGAAGGCGCGGUAGCUGGUGUUUUGCCACUCAAAGUCUUCGAUUCUUUCACUCCAUCUGUUGCUGCAUUGGCAAGAUCCGGUGUAUGAUGUUGAAGUGAUAUCGCAGUCUGGGGCGGUUUCGUUGUGCCAUCCCAGGAAACACUUGGGGGGUGGCUCAACUUCGAGGUUGGCCUGCGAUGUCCAGUCGGCUCGUUGGAAGAGGGUGAUCGAGGGGAAGAGAACGCUGUCCUGCGAGGUUUCAAUACUGAUGAGACAGUGGUUCAAGAAUAGGGUGUGAAGUUGGGGGUGACCUACCACAGUAUCACGAUCAAACGUAAUAACGUUCCGCCUGCGCUCGGGAUCCCAGAGACUCCAGUACAGAAUGGGUAGCGUGACCGUCGCCGCGAACAGGGUUAUGACAGUGCUCCCCAAGUUGCGGCUAUACUUGCUUUUCAGUCGAAGCCACAAUGGCUUGUUGCUCUCAGUGGACGGCGAUUAUGACGGGAGAAGACGGUGCUAGUGCGAUCACCAGCGCACCGGAAAUGCUCAACCAAGCUAGCCAGCCGACCACAAACCAUCGAACACGAUGGCUCCGCAGAAUGGCCACCCGGUCGCUCUGCGAGGUCGGCAUUUGGGAUGGAAGGUCGGUUUGA